GGUGGGGGCCGGAAGGGGUGUGGGGGGGGCAAUGCAAACGCCGCUGCUGCGCCUCUGGGUCCGCGUGCUCGCACGAGGUGGAGGAGGUGGUGGAGGCGGCGUUUGGACGAGACGCGAAUUCGCCUCGAGUCUCCAGCUCGCGUCGCCCGCAGUCGUCCAGUGCCGGUCCGUCACCAUGACGCGCAGGAAGAGACCCGGGAUGAAAAAGCCCGCGGCGGAGAGGCGAGAUGGAGGAGACGGAGGCGAAAGAGGUGGCUGGGGAGCCGGUUACGCAGAGAUUGUGAAGGAGAACAAGCAGUUUGAGUCGUACUACCAGGAGCAGGCCAUCGUGCCCGAGGCCGAGUGGAGCGCCUUCAUGGAGGCCCUUCGAGAGCCGCUGCCCGCCACGUUCCGCAUCACGGGAUACAAGAGCCACGCCGAUGAGCUUCUCCGCUGCCUCAAGAGCAAGUUCUUCAGCGAGCUGGUGGGCCUGGAGGUGGACGGGCAGCCCGUGGAGGCUCCAAAACAGCUCGAAUGGUACCCCAACGAGUUUGGCUGGCAGGUGAAUCUGAGCCGGAAGAGCAUCCGCAAGUGCCACCUGCUGGAGGCGUUCCACCAGUUCCUCAUCACGGAGACGGAGUCGGGAAACAUCAGCCGCCAAGAAGCGGUGAGCAUGAUCCCUCCGCUCCUGCUCAAGGUGGAGCCGCACCACAAGGUGCUGGACAUGUGCGCAGCGCCGGGCUCAAAGACGGCACAGCUGAUCGAGAUGCUGCACUCUGACAUGAGCACGCCUCUCCCCGACGGCUUCAUCAUCGCUAACGACUCGGACAACAAGCGCUGCUACCUGCUGGUGCACCAGUCGAAACGCCUGCACAGCCCCUGCGUCAUCGUGUGCAACCACGACGCCGGCAGCCUGCCGCUGCUGCAGAUGACGCCGACGCCGCCUGCCCCGGCGGCGUCGGGGGAGGCCGCCGCCGCCACGACGCGCCAGUUCCUCCGCUUCGACCGCAUCCUCGCCGACGUGCCGUGCAGCGGCGAUGGAACACUUCGCAAAAACAUCGACGUGUGGAAGAAAUGGACGCCAGGGAACGGCCUCAACAUGCACGGGCUCCAGCGGAGGAUCUCGGUGCGCGGCGCGGAACUGUUGGCGGUGGGCGGCCGCAUGGUCUACUCCACGUGCUCCCUCAACCCCGUGGAGAACGAGGCCGUGGUCGCCUCGCUGCUCCACAGCAGCCAAGGAGCCCUGGAGUUGGUGGACGUGUCGGAGGAACUCACUCAGCUCAAGCGCAUGCCGGGACUCACCGCCUGGAAGGUCAUGACGAAGGACGGGGCGUGGUUCGAGAACCUGGAGUCCGUGCCGCCUGAACGUCGCGCCCAGUUGCGCCAGACUAUGUUCCCUCCGCCCGACCCGGCGGUCCUCCAGAGUUUCAACCUCCACCGCUGCGUCCGGAUUCUGCCGCACCACCAGAACACCGGCGGGUUUUUCGUGGCCGUGCUGGAGAAGAAGCGAGAGAUGCCCUGGAACAAGCGGCAGCGGAACGUGCAGAACUCUAAAGCGGCCUCAUCCGCGUCGGCAAACGCCGACGGAACGGCGAUUGCCGACGCGGACGCAGAGGAUUCUGGGAAGCCCGCCGCCGAUGACGCCGUCGCCGAUGCCGACGCGGCCGCCCUCGCUGAGCCGUCGCCCGCGAUUCACGACGGCGUCUGCGGCCCCCCGCCGUCGAAGAAGUUUAAGCUGCACGGGUACAAGGAGGACCCGUUCGUGUUCAUGCGGGAGGACGACCCCAUUUUUCCUUCCAUCAAGGGCUUCUACAAGCUGGCGGCGAACUUCCCGCUGCGCAACCUGCUGACGCGCACGCACGAGGGCAAGAAGCGCCACCUGUACCUUGUGUCGAGCCAAGUCCGCGACAUCAUGAUCCACAACAGCCAGCGCGUCAAGAUCAUCAACACGGGCGUCAAGGCGUGGUCGAGGAACGCUGAUGGAGAGGAGUUUGGUUGUGCCUUCCGUCUGGGACAAGAGGCGAUCUACACGCUGUUCCCGUACGUGGGCGAGCGCGUGGUGAGCGUGCCCUACACGGACAUCGUGGUGCUACUCACGCAGGAGAACCCCUUCCUGGGCAAGUUCUCCCUCGAGGCGCGCAACCAGGCCAAGCCGCUCAGUAUUGGAAGCGUUGUGCUGAAGUACGAACCAGACCCGGAGCAGCCGGACUCGCCCCGCUGUCCCAUCAUCCUUUGCGGCUGGCGCGGGAAGACUUCCCUGCGCUGUUUCGUGGCCAAGAACGAGCGGCUGCACUACCUGCGCAUGCUGGGCAUCGACGUGGCGCUGCCCAGGCCGGCGGGUGGAGAAGACGCGGAGGCGCCGGAGGGCACCGGGGCCGGCAACGGCGCCGGCGACAACGGAGACGCGGGCCCAGACGUCGGAGCCUCUGAACGUUCCGACACGGGCACCGCCCGCGCGGAGACGGAGCGCGACGGCGCCGGGAGGACGGCGACGACGCUAGCGGCGGACGCGACACAAGCGGGAGGAGGCGGCGGUGACGCAGCGGGCGAGAGCGGAGCGGCCACGGUGGAGCAGGCGUAGCCGGUGUUGAGUACGCGGCAAGCGGAGCGAC
Molecule: messenger RNA, 2591 nt
Organism: Lethenteron reissneri (Far Eastern brook lamprey)
Lineage: Eukaryota; Metazoa; Chordata; Hyperoartia; Petromyzontiformes; Petromyzontidae
Product: RNA cytosine-C(5)-methyltransferase NSUN2-like
Biological process (GO): tRNA methylation
Cellular component (GO): nucleus; cytoplasm
Molecular function (GO): tRNA binding; tRNA (cytidine-N5)-methyltransferase activity
Source: RefSeq, a predicted model, not a curated record